AUGUCCCACCCUCAGCCGCCCCAGCGUCAACCCACCGUCACCGAAACCGAGCAAUACGUCAAAGUCCUGCACAACACCGCUCUGGUCGCGCUCGUUGCAGGCCCAGUCUUGAUCCUCCUCCCGCCGCGCAAAUUCGACUUCUACACGUUCGGCUUGUGCGGCGUGACACUUUACUCUGCCAACUAUCUCGUGCGCGAGAGGAGUGGGAGAAGCAUUUGGCAGCACGUCAGUCAGCGGCAGCGACGUGAGGAGCCGUUGAGGGUGGCGAGUGGACCUUCUGCUGAGCUGGCGAGGUUGGAUCAAAGUGUGCAGAAUCAACGGGAGGUGUGGAAGGUGCAGCGCGAGAGGGAGAUUAAAGAGGAUGUUGAGGAAGGGAAAGGAUUUGGAGAUAUGAUUAUGGACCAGAUCUGGGAGGUGUGGAAUUGGGGAAAGAAGAAGGACGAUGAUGACGAUUGA
Neohortaea acidophila is the source of this 456-nucleotide messenger RNA. RefSeq lists its product as uncharacterized. The transcript is spliced from 2 exons. Lineage: Eukaryota; Fungi; Ascomycota; Dothideomycetes; Mycosphaerellales; Teratosphaeriaceae. Bases 1 to 456 code for a protein of 151 amino acids. The record is from RefSeq and is a predicted model, not a curated record.